UACAUACCCCCGACUCAAUUAUCUUAAUAACCCUCUGGAAGAUGAAUUAGUGUAAGGCCAGUUUAUAAUUUAAGAGGACGGGGACCAAGGAGCAGAAACGUUUACCCAAGUUUGCAGAGCGGCCCAGGAGAGCUAGGACCAGACCUUUGGUAUUUUGACCCAUUGCUCUCCCCUGGCCCUCGCCUGUCACUGUUUAGUGUCCCUUUGCCGCUCUGGGAAUAAACCACAUCUUCAGCUGUAAAUCAUGAUCUCUAGCAGUGUUUGUCUCUUCCAGUAAUACAGAAAAUGGUUCGAAGAGUGUCCCUGUAGACGUGGAAGUCCUUUUACAAAGUUGUUGUUUCCGAUGUAAAGUUCAAAACAAGUUGAUCGAGGAAGGUGCUAUCUUUGACAUUUCGGAGUGCACCUAAACGUUAUGAAAUGACAAACCCACCGAAGAGUUCGUGCAGAUCAGACCAGGUGACAAGGAAGAGGGGUUAUCCUCGGUAGAGCAAAGAUCAGUAGCUCAACAACUACUUUCGGGUUCCAAAUUUUCAGGGACAUUCUGAUUCUUUAUGGCUGGCACGAGGACGGGAAUCUGGAAUUUGUAAGAAGCUCCCACAAGGGAUUGGGGUAAUUAAUAAAGGCAGUGUAAGGUAAGUGCUGUGGUGGGUCCUGUACCUACCUAAGCAUUCCAUCCUUCACCCUUUCAUCCUGACUAACAGAACCUUGACCCCGCUGCAUACAGAGGUGAGCACAUGGCCCGGUCCAGCUCCUGCGGUGGCCAUGAUGCUUGUCCCAGAUGACACUGGUGGCACUCCUAGGAGAGCUUCGUGAACUGGAAAGACGCAGCUGGUUUCCCCCUUUGAGCUUUCCCCUUUGUCUUGCCAGCAGUACAGAUCCAACGCCUGGGUCCUUGGAGACAAAAGCCACAGUUCAGGGAUAGAGGGACAAGAAGAAAGAAGAUCCUGGCUCCUUGAGCUGUGGUACCAGCCCUGAAUUAUGUAUCCCUACCGUGUGUUACCUGGAAUAAAGAUUAACAUUAGGGGUACGUAGUAGGUCCUGAGUAUCUACAUUUGCUGUCAUUUGAUCCCUGGAAGGAGCGUGCACUUCAGAAGCACAGAGCAGAGUAAAGGGCCUGCCGGACAAGCAGUUGGAGUGUGUGAAUCAACAGAUGCAGCUCACAGAACCUCGCCUCCCCUGACCUCCGUGGUGUUCUUAUGCUCCAGUAUAGUCCAUUCAAAACACAAGUUCCAGCGACCCUGGGAGAUUGGGGUGAAGAAGGACUGGCCACGCAAGCUGUAAGCCCUUUGCGGUCCUAGGCCAAAAAGGUGUGGUGCACAACAUUGUUUUAGGGAAGACCCGCCAUGCCUGCCGGCAUGAUGGCCAGACCUCUCGACCUCCGUUAAUUACCUCUUGAGAGGAAACUCAAAUCAUAAUGGAUGCUGAGUAUGUCCUAUGCAAUUGGAAAGGCCAUUUUUGGCCAGCAAAGGUUUUGUCCAGAUCUAGGAUCUCACCGAAAAAUAAGAGGAAAGGGGCACUUUCUCUGAAAGUUGAAAUACUCUCCGUAGAUGAGAAAAUUAAAGUGAAAAGCACAGACAUAAAGAUCCUAAAUGAGUCUCAAAUUGAAUACAUUACCUCCUUGCUAAUAGCCAAGUCGAAGGCCAGUGUCCCGCCAGGACAGGAAGUGCCCUACAGAAACGCUCUUACCGUGGCACUGGAGAUUCUGAAUGAGAGAGCAAAUCUGGGUCCAGCAAGAGCAUCAGAUGAUCCAGAGACCGUUAAGCCGUCCCCAAGGGGACCACAAAAGCGAUCUCGUAGAAAGUACCGGAAGCCCAAAGGGAGCUUACUGAGGAGUCUUAGGAAAAGCAAAAAACUCAAAUCGCUGCUGGUAUGUUCACAGAGUGAGGACGCCCCAGACGGUGGCCGACCACAGGCACACAGAACCGUCACUCCCAUUCCAAGGAAAAUGCAAGUGGAGUCCUCACAAAGCUCCAGCAUGUACCCAAACUUCCCGUCACUUUCAGAAGGCGCUUACGAGAAAGAGGGCAAGGGAAAGAGGGACACCUCAAGAGUUAGGUCCUUGCGUUGCCCAGUCAAGGAGGAGGGCACAGGUGCUAAAGAUGGAGGCGCCCUUCCAUCUCUGCCACCGGGGUUCAACCGCACGGUACCCAAGGCGCUGAAAGAAGAGGCACAGGACACCUACCCAAAGACCCUGGCCGUCUCCUCCGAAUGCUCUGCCUUCUCCGGGAAUGUCGAGGACCACGGAGAGGGUCCCCGGAAGCCAGGCUUGGAAGGUGUGGCAGCAUCCUCCAGUGCCCCUAACCUGAAGCUGCGUUAUUCACUCCGUCUGGCAAACAGAAAAAGGAAGCUGCAGGUACCAGAGUCUGAGAAAGGGCUGCGAGAACUUCAGCCUUCCGUCAACUCAAAGGCUAUUAACCCCACCACUGCUAUUAGAAAGGACGUCAGCAAGGAAAUGGGACAACCGACAAGCAUGGCUUUUCCACAGGAGCCUUGUCCCAUUGAAGGAGGAAUGAUGGUCUGGUUCAAAUUUCAGAAUCACCCAUUUUGGCCAGCGGUGGUAAAGAGUGUCAGCCAAACAGAGCAGACUGCAAGGGUGCUUUUGAUUGAGGCAAACAUGGACGGUGAAAUGAGUGGCAUUCGAGUUCCUCUUCGAAGAUUAAAGCAUCUGGACUGUAAAGAGAAAGAAAAACUGAUGAAGAGAGCCGGGAAAGUGUACGAGCAAAGUGUGAACUGGUGUUUCUCCCUGAUUUCCCACUACAGAGAAGGGCUGAGUCACGGGUCUUUUGGAGGCUCUUUCCUGGACUAUUACGCUGCCGACAUCAGUUACCCAAUCAGGAAAGCCAUCCAAGACGCGGAUGUGGAGAUUGAUUUCCCAAAGGUGAAUUAUGCCGACCUGGAAGAUUCUGAAGAGGAGGCCUCCCUGGGCGGGAAGAGGCCCUGCAAGAAAAUUCUCCCUGACCGGAUGAGGGCUGCUCGGGACCGAGCCAACCAGAAGCUCGUGGACUUCAUCGUGAAAAGAAAGGGAGCUGAUCACCAUCUUCUGGACAUUGUCAAAGGCAGGAAAGAGUCCAGGUGGCUGGCAUCAUUUCUGAAUUCAAGCAGGUACGUGAUCUGCAUUGAAACGUACCUGGAGGAGGAAGACCAGUUGGAUGUCGUGGUAAGACAUUUGCAAGAAAUCUACAAACAGAUAGACAAGAACACGCUGGCUCUGACAAGGGACGACAAAGUGAGUUUUGUUCUGGAAGUUCUUCUGCCAGAAGCAAUCAUUUGUUCAAUUGCUGCACUCGAUGGAUUAGGUUACAAGGAGGCAGAACAAAAGUACCUACAGGGGCCACCCGUGCGUUACCGGGAAAAAGAGCUAUUUGAUAAAAAUAUCCUAAAGGAAAUGAGAAAGAGAUCAGCAACAAGGGCCAAAGCCAAAUAACUCCUCCUGUGCCCGCACUUUAGCAGGGAGACCCCUCACCGCCCUGUCUGUAUGAAAUGUGUGAUCCUUCCCUUCCCUAUGGCAUGUAAAUAUGUUCUGUAAAUUUGAGACCCCGGGAACACGCUGGAUUCAUUUUGGAGCGAUCUCUAGCACUUACGGGUAGCACGGCCAUCGUCGCUGCUGGUUCCCAAAUGCUUCACAAACUAAUUUUGUUAAAAUACUGCAAACAGUGGUACUUCCCUCUACUUGCUUGGAUGCGUAGCUGUCCAGGUGUUUUCAUAAUGUUGCUUUUGACAGUACUUCAUAUUUUAAUAUAGGAUGCGCGUUCUUUUCUUACAUGAAAGACCCCUGGUGUCAGACCUUAAGCCACAAUCGUUUCUUGAAAUCUAAGAUAGAUGUUUACACAGAAACUUCACACGGAUUUCUCAUUCUUUUUGCGACCCGUCAGUAUAAAUGAUUGGAUUCCUUCUUGAGAUAAUUCCUGAAUUCGAUCUGCCAUGCUUAUUUGUUUGGAAAAAUAGCCCUGAGGGGUGAAGCCAACAGCAGAGAUGUUUUCUAUACACUGUCACUACCUUCAAAUGGCUCUUGGAAAAGCAGUCUGGAAUCCAAAGUUAAUGGGUCGUCUGCAUGCAGCCCACAAGUGGAUGAGCGAAAUCUCAACGUGCAGUAAACAUUUUGUCAGCCUGUGCAAGACUGUUAACUCUUCGCUUCCCUAAGAUUCCACUUAGGGAAGUAGCUCUUGUUCGGUGGCUAAGUGGUUUCCUAAAACAGACAGGCUCCCGGCUGUCUUCCUAACUGACUGGAUGCUUUACACAUGGUGGUUUAUCCCCAUGUGGAAGACAACGAGAGUAAUCAUACACACAGUUUAGCUCUUUUAGACCUACGAAUUCAAGCUCACUGCUAGGAGCCCAUCUAAGGGACACAAAUCGUAGGGAAGCCUGUGCUGUGUUCCGGACCUGUGUCCCCUAAAACACAGUCAUUUGUCCCCUACCAAGCAAGCUUUCUCUUUUGACUUAUUCAUUGACUAGCCCUGACAGGCUCCAACAGUUAUAAAUGCAGGCUAGUGGGUCAUUCCAGGCUGCUUGAGCAAUAGAUGGACGAGGACCUGGGAACUCAGAAAUGGGCAACAGAAAAUCCUCCAUCUGGCUAAAUAUGGCUGUUGUCAGAAUACAGUGAAACGUAUCUAACUAAAAGUAAUAAAUUCUGAAGCCCAUGAAUCGUUCUCCUAACUUGAAACAACAUUUUUUUGAGGGGGAAAAAAAAAAUGUCAGGAAAGCUAGUUUACUUUUAAAACUUGUUGUGAAAAUAAACACUAAAGGUGUAACAUGAACCCAAGUGCAUUUUUAUUCUUAGAGGGAGUCAACUGUCACUCACAGGCCCAUGUUCUGUGUUCAUGUGGCCAUGAGAUGUGUGAGUGUAAAAUCUGUAAGAGUUAGCUGUUUUGAUUCACAA
This is a messenger RNA of Zalophus californianus (California sea lion), 4876 nucleotides long. RefSeq names its product PWWP domain-containing DNA repair factor 3B-like. The transcript is spliced from 3 exons. The record is from RefSeq and is a predicted model, not a curated record. The coding region runs from base 1415 to 3424 and encodes 669 amino acids. Lineage: Eukaryota; Metazoa; Chordata; Mammalia; Carnivora; Otariidae.